Messenger RNA from Camellia sinensis, 375 nucleotides. NCBI's taxonomy places the organism in Eukaryota, Viridiplantae, Streptophyta, Magnoliopsida, Ericales, Theaceae. The record is from RefSeq and is a predicted model, not a curated record.
AUGACAACUGUGAUUGAGAAUAAUGUUAUUCAUCCAAACAAUAAUGGGCAACGACAUUACAAACAAGUUAAUGAGAUCAAACAGUAUUUGGAUGCUCGAUACGUGUCUGCGAUUGGAGCGUGUUGGAGGAUAUUUGAGUUUGAAAUUCAAAAACAAACUCCUUCUAUUGAGCAUUUACAAUAUCAUCUUCCAGGUCAACAAUUUGUUACAUUUAAUGACAAUGAUCAUCUACACAAAGUUAUUGACCAACAACAUGUUCAUGACACAAUGUUGACCAAAUGGUUUGAAGCAAACAGAACCCAUCAAUCUGCAGAGGAGUUGACUUAUGUUGAAUUUCCAACAAAAUGGAAAGUUUUGAGCAUAUCAAAACUGUAA